ACAAAAAUCUUUAUAGAAUCCUUUCUUCUUUUAUGCUUUCCAGUUAGAUAAUGAAGAGCAAAUAACGAAUAUGUUUUGGGCUGAUGCCCAAAUGAUUAAGGAUUAUGCCUAGUUUGGUGAUGUUGUCACUUUUGAUACUACUUACAAGUUAAACAAAGAACAUAGACCCUUCGCGUCUUUUGUGGGAUUCAACCAUCAUAGGGAAACAGUUAUAUUUGGUGCAGCCUUGUUGUAUGAUGAGACCGCCGAAUCGUUUGUAUGGUUGUUUCAAAAUUUUCUAGAGGCUAUGUCAGGAAAGGCACCAAAAACGUUGUUCACUGAUCAAGAUGCUGCAAUGGCUAAAGCCAUACCCAUCGUUAUGUCGGACACAAGUCACCGUUUGUGUACUUGGCAUUUGAUGCAAAAUGCAUUCAAACAUGUUAAUUGUUUGUUCCAAGAUAAGGGGGUAAAGGGUGUACUAAAUAAGUUCUUCUUUGACAUUGAAGAUGCAAAUCAAUGGAAGUUAGAGUGGGCGGAAAUGCUUGAUAAAUAUGAUGCGCAUGAAAACCAUUGGUUAAAAUUGACAUUUGCGGUGAAAGAAAAAUGGGGUUGGCCAUAUGUUAGAUCAACAUGGGCUGCGGGAAUGAGUACCACACAACUUAGUGAAUCUUUUAAUGCUUUUUUGAAGGAUUACAUUCGUUCUGAUUUUAACUUAAAUGAAUUCUUCAUGCAUUUCGAAAGGGUACUUUACGAGAAGCGAUACAAGGAGUUAGAACCAGGAUAUGCUUUGUGCCAAAGGUUGCCAAAGGUGAAAGCAACAAUAAGAAUGUUAAUUCAAAUGGGUAAUGUUUACACAAAAAACAUAUUUGAAGAAUUUCAAAAUGAGUACUUUCGAUCCAUUGAAUCGGACAUAGAAGCAAUUGAAUAUGGCGAGGCUAGUACCAUUUACACAGUUGUUGAUGUUGGUAACAAACAUGCACGGAAAGUGAAGAUGGAGAGGGAUGGGUCAUUGGGUUGUAAUUGUACAAAGUUUGAAAGGGAAGGAAUCUUGUGCUGUCACUCAUUGAAGGUUAUUAGAGACAUAUUGAAGAUGAAAGAGGUUCCUCCACAAUACAUUCUAAAGAGGUGGACGAAACAAGCAAGAGCCGAAACUGUGAAGGACAUUAAGGGGAAUGACAUUCAAGUGGAUGUGAAAUUCCAACAAGCCUCGCGGUAUAAGACAUUGAUGACCGCAUUUAGAGCACUAGCAAGUAGAGCUGCUGAAACUGAAGAAACUUAUGAUUUUUGUGUUGCACACCUUGCUACAUUAGGUGCAAAUAUUGAAGGCAAGUUAGGUGCUCUUUUUGGUGCUGGAAAUGAAGUAAGUAAUGAUCAUGACACCCAAAGCUUUGAAGUCGAUUGCGAAGAUGUGAAUCAUGUUGUGCAACCAAAAGGAUUUAAGAAAAAACUGGCAACUAGUAAGGGCAAAAGGAGGGUAAAAGGUGGAUUCGAAGUGGCGUUGAUAGCGAACUCCAAAAAAAAAUCCCGUGCUAACAGCUUCGCUUCGUCACAAUCUAUUGCAAGUCCAACAGUUGCACCUUCUACAUUAUCUGUUGGAGGAGAGAUCUAUGUUCGUCAAGAUGUUCCUCCUCUUCAACCUCUUCCUCCCCGUCGUCAUUUUCCUCCAUCUUUGCCCAUGGGUGGUAAUUCUAUUCCUCCGUCAUUGAUGAAUCCCACAUAUCAUGACAUGUACGUAGUGCAUAAUUCAGUGCCAAAUUUAAUGCCGCAACGGUAUCCUACUGAACCAACAUUCCAGUCACUACUUCAAGGUUCAUAUGGAUAUGACAUUGGGUUUCGAUAUUCUCAAGAAUCAAACAGUCCAAUGUGGAGUCAGGCCAUGGACAAGCACAAAGACAAGCAAACUGAAAAUGAAAAUGGCAUGCAAAGUGAAGUGAUACCAUCUCAAAUUGUGAAGCAAACUCAUGCUGAAUUGGUGCACAAAUUUUGAUGUUGC
Messenger RNA from Camellia sinensis, 1972 nucleotides. NCBI's taxonomy places the organism in Eukaryota, Viridiplantae, Streptophyta, Magnoliopsida, Ericales, Theaceae. The record is from RefSeq and is a predicted model, not a curated record.